Messenger RNA from Heterostelium album PN500, 612 nucleotides. RefSeq names its product ADP-ribosylation factor family protein. Gene Ontology annotation, biological process: intracellular protein transport; vesicle-mediated transport. Gene Ontology annotation, cellular component: cytoplasm. The record is from RefSeq and is a predicted model, not a curated record. Gene Ontology annotation, molecular function: GTPase activity; GTP binding. The coding region runs from base 1 to 612 and encodes 203 amino acids. Lineage: Eukaryota; Evosea; Eumycetozoa; Acytosteliales; Acytosteliaceae. The transcript is spliced from 2 exons.
AUGACAAUACUUAAAUCAUUAAAUAAAGUCGGUAAUUUAUUUCACUCGAAAAAAUCUUUAAAAGUUGUAAUGGUUGGACUUGAUUAUUCAGGAAAAACAACUAUACUAUAUAAAUUAAAAUUAGGAUGUAUUAUAGAAACAAUUCCAACAAUCGGAAUAAAUAUAGAAACAAUAGAGAUGAAAAAUGAUAGUUUUACGAUUUACGAUGUUUGUGGUGUGGAUUCAACAAAGCUACUCUGGAAAAAAUAUAUGAAGACUUCGAAUGCAAUCAUUUUUGUUUUGGAUUCGUCGGACCGCGAGAGAUUGGCAGACGUGGCAAUCGAAUUGAAAAUCAUUUUAGAUGAGCCGAACCUUGCAAAUACACCCUUGUUGAUCAUGGCGAAUAAACAAGAUGAACCAAACUCCCUGAGUAUUGCAGAACUCACUCAACAAUUAAAUCUACAUUCCAUCUGUAAGAAUAGAGCUUGGCAUAUACAAAAGACUGUUGCAAUGACUGGCGAAGGUUUAGAUAAAUCUUUCGAUUGGCUAUCGAGAACACCACACAGAGUAUUACAAAGAAAAUCAACAUUUUCAUUAGAGAAGAAAUAUGUAUUAAAUAAAACAAUCAAAUAA